Molecule: messenger RNA, 2034 nt
Organism: Mytilus trossulus (common blue mussel)
Lineage: Eukaryota; Metazoa; Mollusca; Bivalvia; Mytilida; Mytilidae
Product: retinol dehydrogenase 12-like
Exons: 6
Coding region: 23-1018 (331 amino acids)
Source: RefSeq, a predicted model, not a curated record
AUAAAUAGUGGGUUUGGCAAACAUGAUGAUUUUUCUUUGGAUUGUUUUCACUUUUGUUUUAUUAGUUUUGACUUUUAAGUAUUAUUUUGGAACGACAAGAUGGUGUAAAAGUACAGUAAAGUUAAAUGGGAAAACGGUUUUAAUAACAGGUGGUAAUUUAGGUAUAGGCAAAGCUACUGCCAUUGAUUUAGCGAACCGAGGAGCAAGAGUGAUCAUAGCCAGCAGGAAUAAGGAAAAGGCAAUCCAAACAAUUAAAGAGAUAUACGACAAAACCGGAAAUGAUAAUGUACGUUUUAUGUACUUAGAUCUAAUGGAUUUGGAGGUUGUCAGACAAUGUGUAGAACAAUUCUUAAAGGAAGAAAAACGACUUGACAUCCUCAUUAAUAAUUCAGGUAUUGCCGGAUGGGCCUAUAAAACAAUAGGUCUGAAGACGAAGCAGAAUUAUGAUUUGAUUUUUGGGGUAAAUCAUCUAGGACAUUUCCUGUUGACCUAUCUUUUACUUGACCUUUUGAAAAAGACCCCAGAUUCUCGUGUAAUAAAUGUCAGCUCACUUCGCCAUUUAUGGAGGAGAUCCCCGCUUAGAUAUGACAGAGGGCCAAAUAAGGAUGGUAUACUUUAUCCGGACCUGGCAGGUUACGACACAAGUAAAUUGGCCAAUGUUAUGCAUUCAAAGAUGUUAUCGAACAUCCUCCAAGGUUCUCCUGGAUGUUCAUGUCCUGUAAUGGUAAACUCCGUUCAUCCAGGUUUGGCUGCAACAGAUAUUUUAAUGGCACCUUUAAAAUCAGUCUUACCAGAUACGUUGUAUUCGAUUGUUGAUCCCUUCUUCAGAUUUAUAAGUUUAGAUAGUACAGGUGGUGCACAGACAACAAUUUUUGCAGCAGUUGACGAAUCUUUAAACUCUGUGACAGGAAAGCAUUUCGGUCAUUGUAGACUUGCCUGGGAAAACAAACUAGCACAGGAUGAUGAAGCAUGUCAACAAUUAUGGGACUAUUCUAUGAAGAUGUGUGGUCUUACUUGAUUUUAAUUGGAUAUGUGCAUCUGUUUUUUUCUGUUAAUUGAUUGAAGUACAAAGACGAAUUAAAAUACAUUUUUGGCAAAUAUAUAGCAAAGUUCAAACAUUUUUGUAUAUUCCAAAUUUAUCCAAAUUAAAAUGACACUUUGUUUAAUGUUUGUUUUUUUAAUGUGUAGUUCAAAUUGUGCUACUUUGAAGAAAAAUAUAAAAAACAUAGGCUUAUUCUCCUGUUUAUCAAACUUAAAGCUUUCCCAAUUAUAUUUUGUACCUAUUAUGUCUGUUUUAUGUGGUCAAUGCAACAUCGUUGUUAAUAUAACGGAGUGCAAUGUGAUUAUCAUAGGAGUCAAAGUUUUGACUAGCUGUAAAACCAGGCUGAAGGUGGUAUGGGAGUCUGAAUUAAAAUGAUAGAAUUUGUUCAUACUUUGCCAAAACGUAGUAUCUGUUGAUAAAUGUUGAAAUAUAUAAUAAAAUGAUAGGUCACCGCGCAUUUUCUCAAGCUACAGGUCGCAACAAAAUUACACAUUUUGUAGGGAUUAUACAGGGAAACAACACCAUUUUGUGGUUAGAAACUAAAAAAAAUGAUAGAAUUGUUAAAUACUUAUGGAAAAGAUAGCUUUCAGACAAUGCUUUGCGAAUUUCAAAAGAAAAGAUAGGAUCACAGUGAGUAUUUUUCGCUAGAAUAGAAAAUAAGAAAAUUCCAUGUAGAAUCCUUCAGAAAAUGCACUAUUUUAGAGUUACCUCCCCUUAAAAUUGCAAUUUAAAAAAUAAAUAAAAAACAAACAAAAAUAAUCAACAUGUGCAAAAGUAUUAAUAUUUAUAAGUUAUAUUCUUAUUAAUUGGUUCUUUUAAAUGAAAAUUCAUAUCAAAUAUCUGCAUUCCUGUAUCAAAUUUGCUAACUUGAUAGAAAAUGUGGACAUUUGGUUCACUGUUUUUCACAAUCCAAGAUGGAGUAAGACACCCCUACCACCUUAAACCUCCAUUUGGUGCAUUAGGAAAUGCCAUAAUCGGCAUUGCAUCAAACU